AUGAAAGAUGAUCCCUUUGAUGAUGUUGUAAUUUUGAAUUGUUGUGGUGGUUUACUUCUUUGUCGUAAGAGGCUAUUCGAUGAGUACAUUGUGUGUAAUCCAACUACAAAGGAAUUCCAUACUCUUCCGAGUCCAAAUGUGGGGUCACUAGACAUGAGUUUGGCCUUUGAUCAUUCGAUAUCGCCUCAUUACAGAGUUAUAAAUGUUGGGAUCCAAUUCUCGCGUAAUUCCAAAUAUAGUUUAUGUUAUUGUCUCCCUAUUGAAAUAUACUCUUCAGAUACCAACUCAUGGAGGCGAUCACGAGUCCAGUUCCCAAAAGCAUUUUUGAGCUAUUUGGGACAAUGUAAGGGAGUUUUCUUCAAUGGAGCUAUCUUUUGGAUCUUUAGAGGGGUAAAUAGCUUUUGUUAUUUUGAUAUUGAUAAGGAAAUUAUCCACUCUUAUCAAUUACCUAAAAUGAAUGAACAGUAUUAUUGUGGAUGCGUCCACGGGAAUUUACAUCUGGUUGGCUCUUCAGUCAGUGAUCCACAUCAUAUUGAUGUCUUUGUAUUGGAAAAUGACUACUCUUCUUGGAGCGCAAAGUAUUGCAUUGAUCAACAUGAACCAACUUCAUGUGCAAUUCGAGAAAUGAUUUGUAGUUCACCGGGACUUACUUCUCUUGAGUUUACAUUUAGUGUGCUUUCUCUUAUGACAAGUGAAGGAAAUAACAAGCUACCAUAUUUGAUUCUUUACAUGCCUUGCAAAGUUGAGUUAACAGUAAAAGGUAGGAGUUGUGAGAAGUUGCCAUUACCAUCAGUUGAUCAUUUCUUCGACAAUCCAUUCUGGAUAGGAAGCAAAUUGAACUGA
Messenger RNA from Solanum stenotomum, 843 nucleotides. RefSeq names its product F-box protein At5g07610-like. The record is from RefSeq and is a predicted model, not a curated record. The coding region runs from base 1 to 843 and encodes 280 amino acids. The transcript has a single exon. Lineage: Eukaryota; Viridiplantae; Streptophyta; Magnoliopsida; Solanales; Solanaceae.